Molecule: messenger RNA, 9698 nt
Organism: Thalassophryne amazonica
Lineage: Eukaryota; Metazoa; Chordata; Actinopteri; Batrachoidiformes; Batrachoididae
Gene: syde2
Product: synapse defective 1, Rho GTPase, homolog 2 (C. elegans)
Exons: 9
Coding region: 199-5265 (1688 amino acids)
Biological process (GO): signal transduction
Source: RefSeq, a predicted model, not a curated record
UUGAGCAAAGCUAAGCAGGAGUGAGCGGCGGCAGAGCGGAGGUGACAGCGGAGAAUGGAGAGGAGCUCGUGCGGCCGGCGAGCUUUGAAGGCGCCCCGCGAGGACAACAAGCCACGCGCUGUUUUCCUUCUGGAGCACGCGCGCUGAGAGACACCGGGAGGCGCGCGCGCGCUGUGGCGGGGGGAGGGCAGGAAAGGAAUGGCUGAUCCUCUGCGGAGGACUUUACUAGCGAAACUCCGCGGGAAGAAAUCCAAGAAAAGAGCGACGGUCGGCGGACGCGGCUCUGCUUCGGCGGCGAACGUGAGCCGAGAAGGUAAAGAAAAAGUUUUGCAAAUGCAGCGACAGUCCGAGGCUCGUCCGGUUCCGGUAGUGCUGCUCGCCGAGAGAAUGAGCACGUACGAGAACUGUGCGGGCGGUGCGGUGUUCCACACUGCGGGGGUUUUAGUCCGGGAGGACCGCGGUCCUCGCGAGCGGAGUCGCGCGGACAGCGGGGGCGGGGCCCAGGUCAGCCGGGGGCUCCCACUUCAAAGGGAAGCGCACUUUGGGGGGGGCGAUAAGAGCCACCAGGGGCUCAUAUCCGGUGACAGAGUCAGGUUAUCCGCUCAAGUCCCAGUUGGACAUAGAAAACACUUUGUCUCUGUCCAGCGGCAGUGCAGCGGGGAUUCGAUCGGGUUUGGGGACAAUUCGAGUCACGUGUUGUUCUGUGCACGGGUAGAAUCGCAGAGUGGUACGAAGCAGGCAGAGGGUCUGGUUCCUGCUGAUGAGACAAUAAUGCACCCUCUCCAAGAUGGGCUCGAGACCCUUGACAGAGGACACCUUAAGGACAUGGCAGCUGCAAAUGAAUGCAACGCCAACUGCGUCCCCAGCAACUCCGAGGAGAACAUUUUAAUCAGAAAUAUUGAGAGUUAUGGCAGCUCGCCAGAGUGUAGCGGGGACAUGAGGGGUCUGCAGAGCCCGACCUUUUUCCCCACCAAGCUUGAAAUAUGUGACUUCAACAUUGCAUCCAUGUGCAGCAGAGAUGGAUCGCUUAGAUACCACUUAGAGAGUGAGGACGAUGACUACUAUGAUAAUGAAAUUCUGCCUUUUUAUGAAGCCAUCAGGGCAAAAAGUGAUAGAGUAGAGGCAGAGGAGCUGCCCCAAGCUGAGCAGGAAAAGACACCGGUUGAAGGCACUAUUAGUGCCCAGGAGACAGACAGGCUUAGGAACCAGCUGAAAGAGGCUUAUUGCCUUCUUAUUAAUGCCAUGAAUGAUAUCAACAUGGACGUCCAACAGAUUAGCGGUGGUUUAACCGAGCUGCAGGCUACCUCCUCCUGCAGUAGUCGGUCUCAGGAGAGCUUGUACUCAGCUAGAAAUAUGGACAGUGACUCUUGGUCCUCAGGGGGAGACCACAGCAACCAGCAGGUAUCCGACACUGACUCCCUAUUGCUUUCCAUCAGUGGGAACAUUGAUUCCAGCUUCGAAGGCAGGUGGAAGAGUAAAAGUAUGAGAAACCUGUACAUGUCAGAGACGAGACCCUCACUACAGCGGUCCAACAGCGAUGGAGCAAUCAGGUAUGCAGAUGCACCUUCUGGACCUGGAGCACGACAUCCAGAAGGCUGCACAGGUAAAAGUGCAAAGGAAGUAGAAGGAGGUAAUGAGGUUGAAGGAGGUGCUGUGUUAGAACCUCAGGUGUUUUAUGAUGCCACCAGCAGUGAUGAGCUGCUUCCAGACAUCAGGGGUGAUGAUGACCAACCGCUCAAUGAGAGCAGCGACUCGGUCAACAGCCUCACUGGUUCCUCAGACGGCAGUACUGACCAACCGGGAAGGCACUGUCUCAGCAGCAAGCAGGAGCUGGUCAUGGUUCAAACGCUGGAGGCCACCUCAGUUAACAAGGGCCAUGGUGUCACUGUCAACAAGAUGCAAGAGUGGAUGCACAAGGGCCGUUUAUUGUCUUCAGAGAUGAAGCAGCGCAUUGAGGGGUCUUUGUCGCCACUGCCCCGUGGUGGAGGCCAAAUCCAGGAGCAGUUCUAUCUUCAGGGUAAUCUUGGGGGGUGUAAUCCAGGAGCUCAGACAUCCAGCCAAGGGGUUCGAGCGGUUAAAUCUAACAAGACCAAGUCACCAAGUCCAAAUCAUGUUGGGAAGCCUGCUAUCAAGUUACCAGGGCAGCCUUCAGCACAGCAUCCAGCUUUCAUUGAGAAUGCCCAAAGCUCCUGCACUAAUAGCCGUGAGGCGGACAGAAUCAACGAACCACCAUCAUGGCGACCACCACUCAACACCAUCACUGUCUCCAAGAAACGCAACUGGCUACAGCAGAGUUCCCUCACUAAAACCAACUGCAUCAAGGAUGAGAUGCAGGGAGUAUUCUCAAGUGAAGAGGAGAGCAGUCAGAACUCCCAUCAGCUUGCCACGCCCCCCACGCCCACCUCAGAUCACGUGAAACCCUCUGGGGAAGUUCUACCACGGCCAGUUUGGCUGCAGCUUCCUCAGAUAAGCAUUGGUCAUGUCAGAGUGUCUCCACAGCCUUGCAGUUUGGAUCCAGCUGAAGAGAAUGAUGCAGAUGAUGAAGGAGAGAUCUGGUACAACCCAAUCCCUGAGGAUGAUGAACCAGACGUGUCUCGUCGACCUUCUGUUCGGUUGCUCCUGCCGUCUAGAGCUGAAGUCCAAGCUCCCCAAAGAAGGCCCAGUAGGAGAGUGAUUGUUGGUCAAGCUUGUAGAAUUAUAGACAGUUCUAGCACCUUGAGGCCAGAGGGUCUUGGGGAAAACCUUAUGGUUGGAAGCAUUUUUAGUGAUGGAAGUCAAGGGAAUGCCACAGAGACGCUACAUCUUCACAGACAGAUGAUCACAUGUAAACCCCAAGAGGAGGGAGGGCCUUAUUCCAGCAGAGCCACAGAUGGACCCGAGUUACCCAAUGCAGUUGGAUUCACCCCUCCCUCCAGUCCCAACCCUGCCAAGAAGAGCAGCUCUAUCAACUGGUCCUUCCCAGAUAAGAUCAAGUCCCCACGCACUGUUAGGAAAAUCUCCAUGAAGAUGAAGAAGCUCCCGGAACUUAGCCGCAAACUCAGCGUCAAGGGGAAUCCAAGUACCAGCAAUAAUACCAAUGGAAGCAGUCAGUUGGAGUCCAGAGCAAACUCUCCUAGAAACAACCCUAACAGUGCAGAGACUGCUCCCCAUCCCACAGGUCCUCCUCGGCUUUCUGCACCUGGAGGUGGACAGGCUAGUCGUAAUGUGAUCUCACGCUACCACUUGGACAGCAGUGUGUCCACACAGCACAGCUUCAGCAAGAAGAAGACUAAUGGCAGCUCAAAGUCUGCCAGUAAAGGUGGCUACCUUAGUGAUGGAGACUCCCCAGAACUGGUGGCCAAAUCUGGGAAACAUGGCUCAGCAGAAGGAAAAGGAGUAAAAAGCAAGGAGAUGUGGUCUGGAGGGUGUGUUGAGAGGAUGGGAGGAGGAGGAGGAAGCCCAAAACUCAACAGUACUGAGCUGGACAUCGAUGCAUUUCGGCAUUAUAGCUUCAUGGACCAGCCCAAGUGCAGCCAGUAUAUCUCUGGACUGAUGAGUCUCCACUUUUAUGGUGCUGAGGACCUCAAACCACCCCGCAUUGACUCGCGCGAUGUCUACUGUGCAAUCCAAGUGGACUCUGUUAACAAGGCACGAACUGCUCUCCUCACCUGCAGAACCACCUUCUUAGAUAUGGACCACACCUUCAACAUUGAGCUGGAGAAUGCUCAGCACCUGAAGUUGGUGGUGUUUAGCUGGGAACCCACACCAAGGCGCAAUCGCGUCUGUUGCCAUGGCACAGUGGUUCUGCCUGCGCUUUUCCGAGUCACACGUUCCCACCAGUUGGCUGUCAAACUGGAGCCACGGGGACUCAUCUAUGUCAAGCUGAACCUAAUGGAACAGUGGCAGAAUUCUCUGGAUGGGGGUUCCGAUGGAGACCGGGAGCUGCAGGUGUUUGGCGUAGAUGUGUGGCGGGUGGUGGACAGGGAGAACACGGGACUCAUGGUACCACUGCUUAUCAGCAAGUGCAUCACAGAGAUCGAGAAGAGAGGUUGCCAGGUGGUGGGUCUGUACCGUCUGUGUGGUUCUGCAGCUGUGAAGAAGGAGCUACGAGAAGCGUUUGAGAGAGACAGCCACACUGUGGAGCUGUGCGAAAAUACCUAUCCUGACAUCAACGUCAUCACAGGGGUACUGAAGGACUACCUGCGUGAGCUGCCGUACCCUCUGAUCACGAAGCAGCUGUAUGAGGCCGUGUUGGACUCCAUGGCUGCAAGGCCGUUGAGGAUUGGAGCAGGGGGUUGUGAGAACGAUCAGGCUGAUUCAGAGCACGCCAUCAGCCUGCUUGACAACCUGCCGGAUGUAGAGCGGAUGACACUAUGGAAGCUCCUUGACCACUUAAAGUUGGUUGCAUCCUACCAAGACGUCAACAAGAUGACGUGUCAGAACCUGGCGGUGUGUUUCGGCCCAGUGCUGCUCAGUCAGCGCCAGGACGCCUCUUGCCACACCAACCGGGUCUUCAUCGACUCUGAGGAGCUGGCCAGCGCGCUGCACUUCAAAAAGCACAUCGAAGUCCUGCACUACCUGCUGCAGCUCUGGCCAGUUGUUGACAAACACAGCCACACCUCCUCCCACCUCCCCCUGGGCUCAUCUGACCCGCUAUCAGCACCUCCUCUACGAAGGAGAAAAGAGCGCCCCCAGGUGCUGAACUUAACUGAUUCAGAGAUUGCAGGCGUUUUACGGUCAAAAGCUGGACGCCUUGACAGCCCGAGCAACCGCUACGCUGGCGACUGGAGCGUUUGUGGUGAGAGCUACUUCCUUUCUGAUAUGCUGCUGCUGCCGCCGCCCACGAAAGAGGAAGCCGACUACGACGAUGUGCCCUCUGAGGACGAGGAGGAGGAGACGGAGAAGAUUGAAGAUACAGAGAAAGCAAACAGGCGGGUGGUCACAAGCCGUUCAUCUGAUGCGGCAGAGCAGGAACAACCUGAGAGAGAGGAGGUGGAGGACGAGGAGGAUGAGGAGCAAGAGCGGGAGGAACGGCAUGAGGAGAGCGACAGUUCGGGGAACAGUCAGCCAUUUGAGGAGGAGGAGGAGCAGCAGCGGGUGUGUGAGCACAUUCUGCCACCGCGUCUCCCCAAGGAGCACACGUAUCAGGCCUUUGUAAAGAUCCAGGACAUCAGCCCCGUGCUCAGUAACCGGGUCAACCUGAAGGACCUCCAGGAGAGCAUCGACACGCUGAUCGGAAACCUGGAGAGGGAGCUCAACAAGAACAAGCUCAACGUCGGAUACUGAAUGCUAUCGAAGCUCGCCAGCGCAGAAUGCUUCAGGAUACAGCCGCGGUGUUUCCACAGAGAUCCUGUGACAUCACUGCAGCAGUACGGUGCACGGUACUGUUGUUAAAAAAACAAACAAAAAAACCUGUAAAGGAUGUGAUGAGAAGAAACGUAACAGGGCACUUCUGGAGUUUGUGUUAUUUUGAAACUUACCCGCAGACAUUCCUCAAAGUUUAUUUUUAAUCAACUGCCUUACUGUACGUGCGUUUAUUUUGGUUCGAUUCCAUGUUGUUGUUGUUGUUGUUUCUCUUCUUAUUAGAAGAACCCAUUGACCCCUCCGGGGUUUAAGAGGUGCCUUACUUGUGUGAAGGUGGUACUGCAAGAGGAAAGUCAACCCUGAAACAUAACGCGUCUCCUCCUACGAUCUUAACCCUGCGUCAGCUCACAGACGGCAAAACGUGUCUGAUGGCACAAAACUCAUGAUCCAAAGCUGGUGUUGGUAUCAAAAUAAGCUUCAUUAUGUGUUGUUUUUAGCAGGUAUGAGCAAAGCCAGGUCAGGUCAAGUCUGGGAGCAUACACUGGUGCCACACAUUCCCGCAUCCACCUCACCACAGAACUGGUUCGGGUCCUAGAUAGCAUCCACCCAAACACACAACCAGUCCAUCCUCAUCUCUAGAAAGGAACCAUCUGUGCUACAGCCAGGUGAAACGUGAUCAUCCCUUUGACCUUCUCCAGCUACUGCUGUUUUAAACACUGAGGCUCCUGUGUGAUGAAUCAUUCAGAGACAAACAUGUUCGUCAUGUCGUAGCUGAUGUUUCCUUAUGGCGCAAGUGAAGUAGCCUGUAAUAGCCCUUCAUUUUCACACAAACUCAUUCCAGCAAUACCCAAGGAUCCUCCAAAGAGACCUAGUAUCAAAGACAUCUAGUCAUCAACACAGAUCGCUAGUUAACAUCAGGUCAUCCAGGUCAGAGGAACCACACAAUCAAGACAGGAAGCACCAGGACCCGGUUUCAUAAAGCAAACGUUUAGUCAACUAAACAAGAUUAGACCGUUUUCUGAAACCGGGCCUGGGACCUUCAUGUUGUGGUGCUGAUCGUGCAGAACAAAGAUGCUAUGUCAUGUGUAAAAUUACCACUCGCUCAUCAAAGAGAUACUAUAAAGACGGCGGUAUGCUUCAAAAGCAGCAAAAAUUUCAAGUCAAACAGACAUCACAAGGAGAUCAAGACCCAGCGAUUAAAGUUUUGUCGGGUGCUUUGUGCAGGAGACACACAUUGAUUUGACAGGUUGUUCCACAGUUCGACGUCCACAGGACACCUUGGAUGCAGCAGAUAAAUGGCUACAUUCAGGAGAUCAAGAUGCUGCUUAGAUGUUCCUCGUAAGAUGCCGGUUGAGACCCAAAGUGGUUCUGUGAGGUGGUGAAUGUGGUAAUUCACAGCAUCAACACAACUCCUCCCUCAGCGGUCACAUGACGUGAGCCAGCCGGCAUGGAUCAAAGUUUCUCCUUAUUUUCUUCCUGCUCCUGCUGGAGUAACAGGCUGCUUUCUACAACAAAAGAUUUCCAGUUUUACCUACAGAUAUCUACAGUUAGGUCAUUGUCGGCAGCAUUUUUAUUCAUUUUUUAAUUUUUCCAUUUCUAAAUUAACUUUAGCGGCGGGCAUCUUUGUCUCACUGCUGCCAUCAGACCUGGUGACUUAUUUUGUGCCACCAGUGGAGUUGCAUAAAAAAAAUGAAAUAAACUGGAUGUUUUCAGUCGGCGGCUCAUUCAUAUUUAAUUAAAUUUUAUAUAUGUUGCACCUUCAGGUAGCUUUGAAACAUGUCUUAAUAUCUAUUUGCUCAUCAGAGAAAAUGUGAUUUGUUUAAAGUGAAAAAUGAUCAAAAAGGUGGUGAUCUAAAUUGUGCUACUUUGUCUUAUUGCUUGUGAUUGUUUUAAAAAUAAUCAGAAAUAUUUGUGGGUCAUUUUAAAGUUUACUACAAAAUUUCAAAUCAGACAUUUUCAGUGGCAGUUUCACGAACAAACUGCAGCACCUUCAUGACCCGCACCUCGGCCCUGUGCCAAGACCAAAACAACAAAAAAAAUCUUUUUAAAAACUUUGCGUGCGCUUGGAACGUGUUGCCUGUCUAUGAGCUUUGUCAUGACAAAAAGCUGGUUCUUGAACUUCUGAAAUAAGAGAUUUAAAAAAAAAAUGAUUUGUAUAGUGUUGCGUUUCCUCCACCAACCAAAAAAUGGGGGUGUCAGUGUUUGUGUAUGUCACUGCCACUUCACAUUACUAAGGUCUUUGUGAUGUCAUAAAGCUGUAGGUCUUGAAAUGGCAGAACCACAUUGUGGUCUGGCAGCAGAUCCUUAUUGAACUGCGUUGUUGCAAGAACCAGUUUCUGGGUCCUACACAGAACAUGAACACGGGGAGCGAGUGUGCGUUCUGUCUGAGGGUGGGCGUUUCCUCUUUAAGGCAGCAGAGAGCUUUUCUUUACUGAGGUAUGAAACACUAAAUGUUGUACAACAAUAAUGCACUUAGGAGGUGUGUAGUGGUGCAGAUCGUCAACGCCUUGAACGCCACAACAGCAUGGCGCUGUGCUGAACUAACGGGAGUCACCGAGCCCACCGAAAGAUCCUGUUACCGAGAACCACGGGUGGAUCUGAGUUGAACAGCUCGGCGAUCUUCCACCUUGUGAAACACCUGCCUGAACUGGAUGUGUGGUUACAGCCUAAUUACAUGCUUAUCUGUGCGCACAGAAAGGUGAACAAUAGAGAUGCAUCUGAUCCUAAAGCAGGUGACAAAAAUUUGUUUCAUGUGGCACCAGGGGCUUAAAACCCACCUGUCACCUGCCUGCACCUCCCAGCUGUACACCCUCUGGUAAAGCAUUUGUCCGGGAAUUAGACAGAGCCAAAAUGUGAAGCACAAUUUGCAGUGGAACGCCUUAACGAGGGGUGGGGGGGGGUGGGGCUGCCUAAAUCGACAAGAGAACGUUUUCCGCAAUCCAGGGAUUCCAAAUGAUCAGUAUUUAACCUAUUUGUACAUAAUAAUGUAUUCGGAGUAUAUUAUUUUUGCAGCUUACAUUUUGAUGGUGUAUUUAAAUACUUGUGUUGACCUCAUAGUGUUGUAGCGAUAGUCACGUCCUUCUUUUCAUGCUACCUGUACGUAUGGUAAUGUGCUGGACUAAUGGUCUAACGUUGGCUGUAAAAUAUAAAGUCGUGCAGAAAACGUGACGAUAUAUAUGUAUUCUGUGUGUUUUUUUUUUUUUUAUGGUACUGAACGUUGCAUGGUCAAAAAGCUUUACUUACUUAAACUGGCUGUUUGUUCUGUUUGGUAUUUAUGUAAAUGUCCCCCCCAAGAUGGAUGGCUGCAUCGUUCCAGUGUUUCUCCAAAGGACGAAAAGGGGGAGCGUUCACAUUCAUGUUUUUUGAUUUGUUUUGUAGAAUCAACACAGCAGCACAACUCUACCAACAGUUUAUAUGUUGUGCGUCUUUUCGCGAAGGUUUUCUGUUCCCACAAUCGGUCAUAUGACCUUUUCCCCCAGUACAGAUUUUAAAAAUCAGUUCUCUUUCAUCAUCAUUAAAGCGAUACAUAAAUCUCUUCCAUUUUUAAUAGAUUUCACAGCAGUCAGAUUAUUAUUAGAGCUUGGUAAUAGUACCAGUGGGCAUGAAGGCAGUAAAGGUGAUGCCAGUUUGUCAUUUGACCCCAUUGACCUUGACCUUCACCUAAAUGAUUGACCUGCAGUUGGAAUCCACCUAAGUGUGUGCCACAUUAAGUCCACAUCAGCUUAAUUAUAAAAUUUCUGCCAAAAUACAUUCCUUAAUACCAGUUUUAGGGUAGUUUGGUAGAAAUCAGAGGACCUGGGAGGAGAAAACCAACAGAAAGGCAUAGCCUUGACCACAGUAAUUAACUCUUGGUAAAUUUGACCUUGCUGGGCAAUUGAAGAACCCACCUAUGUACAUGGGCCAAGUUUGGUGCAAAUCAAAAAGAAAAAUGUAAAUUUUGGUCAUUUCAUGGACAUUAGCUGGAGAAGCCCAUGGGGACGCCCGCUGUGCCAAGGAUGCGGCGAAGUGUGGCACCAGUGUAUAUAUCCAGACUUGACUUGGAGUGAAAAUCAUAAUUUUGUCUCCAGUGACCUUGACUGUUGCAAAAACAAACCCUUUAAGUCCAAUUCUGGGGUCAGUUUACAGUACAUGCACACAGCAAGUCUGAUGGAAACCGAAGGAGUGGAACAAAUGUCUUGGGUUUGAUGACCUCGCGUCGGUCUGCACGGUGCUGAGUGCCCAGCUAGUUAAUUCUGUUUUAUGUUUUCAAAUGUUCAAAUUAAAUAUUUCUUUAUUUAUUUGGUGCUUGUGCCAAACCCCACCCCUCUGCAUGUCACACCAUGCUGUGAGACUUUCAGCAGGGUUUUUGUCCAACCAUCUGUUUACAGGAAACACAAAAACCACCAGGUGCUUCAGUGAUGCAAACCUUUUUAGUU